AUGGAGCUAUAUGAUUCUUUCUGGUUUGAGCUCCAAAUCAUCAACAAACAACCGAUUUCACCAAUCCCAUCAAGGAUUGAAGAAAACCCAGAUCAUGAAAUCGAAGAAAACCCAGAAAAACCAUCAAAGCCAGAGUUUUUACGCAUUCCAACCAGGCACACCAGGUCCAUGAGCGACGAGUUGAGCUCCAAAACGACCUUCAACUUGAGCUCUCUCUCGCCUGAUUCUGUCCUCCACAGACCGAAUCUCUCCACGGUUCUUUCCGGAAAAGAAGCCGGAGAAAUCGAAAACCCGAAACAGAGAUGUGCAGAAGAAGAAACACCGAAGAAAGUUGAAGGGAGGAGAAGAAAGAAGAAGAGUGAGAGCAAGAGCUUGACGGACCUUCAGUUUGAAGAGCUAAAAGGGUUUAUGGAUCUUGGUUUUGUUUUCUCAGAGGAAGAUAAAGAUUCAAACUUGGUUUCAAUCAUUCCUGGGCUGCAAAGAUUGGGAAAGAAGGAUGAUAGCAGAUAUGAGAGUUUUGACGAGUCUGCAAUUUCAAGGCCGUACCUUUCUGAAGCUUGGGAGGUUAGGGAGAAGAGGAAGAGAGAGAAGCCAUUGAUGAAUUGGAGGUUUCCUGCUUUGGAGAAUGAGAUUGACAUGAAGGACAAUCUCAAAUGGUGGGCUCAUACUGUUGCUUCUGCAGUUAGAUGA
Molecule: messenger RNA, 690 nt
Organism: Malus domestica (apple)
Lineage: Eukaryota; Viridiplantae; Streptophyta; Magnoliopsida; Rosales; Rosaceae
Source: RefSeq, a predicted model, not a curated record